Messenger RNA from Knipowitschia caucasica, 1458 nucleotides. The record is from the annotation of a GenBank genome assembly. Lineage: Eukaryota; Metazoa; Chordata; Actinopteri; Gobiiformes; Gobiidae.
AUGCUGUUAGAGGAGGAAAUCCCCGCCGGUAAACGAGCGCUUGUGGAGAGCUACCAGAACCUCUCCCGUGUGGCCGAAUACUGCGAAAACAAUUAUGUGCAGGCUCAAGAUAAGAAAAAGGCGCUGGAGGAGACCAAGGCCUACACCACCCAGUCUCUGGCCAGCGUAGCCUAUCAGAUCAACGCCUUAGCCAACAAUGUGCUGCAGCUACUGGACAUCCAGGCCUCUCAACUGCGCCGCAUGGAGUCUUCAAUCAACCACAUCUCUCAGACUGUGGACAUUCAUAAGGAGAAAGUGGCUCGUCGAGAGAUUGGGAUCCUGACCACAAACAAGAACACGUCCCGCACACACAAAAUCAUCGCCCCGGGCAACAUGGAGCGACCUGUGCGCUACAUCCGGAAGCCCAUCGACUACACUCUACUGGACGAUGUCGGACAUGGCGUCAAACAACAUGGAAACAAUGCAGCAGGGCGAGGCGGAGGCACGCUGUCCCGGACCACUCCUCCGACACAGAAACCUCCCAGUCCCCCGAUGGCUGGCCGCGGCACACUGGGGCGUAAUACUCCGUACAAGACACUGGAGCCGGUGAAGCCUCCGGUGGUGCCUAACGACUACAUGACGAGCCCGGCACGACUCGGCAACCAGCACAGUCCUGCACGCACGGCCUCCCUCAACCAGAGACCCCGCACUCACAGUGGGAGCAGUGGUGGAAGUGGGGGAAGAGAAAACAGUGGCAGCAGUGGAGGGGGGAUGCCUCUGGCUGUUCCCACCCCCUCCCCUCCCAGUAUGGGCCAAGUUGCUACAUCUGCUGCUUCAGUGCCACAGGGUCCCGGUUUGGGUCCAAUCCCCAUGUCUCAGUUUGGCACCAUCUCACGACAGAUUUCCCGCCACAACUCGACCACGUCGUCGGCCUCAAUGGUGUCGGCCACCGGCACCUACCGCCGUGCGCCCUCUGUAUCCUCCCAGCAGCCUCACAUCAACGGAGGACCAGGCUACCAGCAGAACUCUGUGGCUGUGGCUCCUCCGCCUCCUCCCAUGGUGCAGCUGACCCCACAGAUCCCACUCACCGGCUUUGUGGCCAGGAUGCAGGAGAGCAUCACAGACAGCCCUGCUCCGCCGCCGCCUCCCCCUCCAGAGGACCUGUCUGUGUUUGAGGAGCCCUCCCCCCCUCCGCCUCCCCCUCCAGUGGACUACGAGGAAGAUGAUGCUGCUGUGGUCCACUACAGCGACCCAUACGCCGACGGAGACCCACACUGGGCGCCUAAGAACUAUCUAGAGAAAGUUGUGGCGAUCUACGACUACAGCAAGGACAAGGAGGACGAGCUUUCUUUCAUGGAGGGAGCGAUCAUCUACAUAAUGAAGAAAAACGACGACGGCUGGUUUGAAGGAGUGUGCAACGGCGUCACUGGACUGUUCCCCGGAAACUACGUGGAAUCUAUCAUGCACUAUGCCGAUUAA